AUUUUCGAGCGGCAUUUUUUUCUUAAUGGAAACUUAUUAUUGGGUUUAUUAAUAAAAAAAAGUUGAAAAUUAAUAACUCCAAGAUAGUCAAGUCGAGAGUUUAAAAAAAUUAUUUAAUUUCCCACCGAAAUGGCGACUACAAAAAUAUUUGUGGGAAGCCUACCGCCGGGCACAAAACCCGAGGAACUACGACAUCUUUUCGAAGACUAUGGUGUUGUUGUGGAGUGCGAUGUCAUGAAUCGGUGUGGUUUCGUGCACAUGGAAACGAAAGAAAUGGCAAACACUGCGAUUACCGCCUUAAAUGCAAUAGAAUUCAAAGGACAAAUCAUUGUAGUGGAAUUAGGAAGACCUAAGGAUAAGAAGCCAAGCGGAGACAAAACACAUGGUGGAAGAGAUAGGGACAUGAGUUCAAGAGGAGGCAGUCGUGGGAGUGCUGCACGAGGCGGAGGCAAUAGAAAUAGUGGACCAGGGAAUCGAGGUGGCGGUAUGGGUGGGAGGGAUGGCGGAAUGAUUGGUGCUGGUAAUGCUAGACCAAAUUUUGGUAACGCUGGUGGACGCGGCGGCCAAAAGAAUAAAUUUAAUCAAAACGUUGGUCCCAUUAGAAACGAUAAUUUCAAUCAACAACGUAACAUGCCUUAUCAAAGAAGAAAUCCGCAGAAUGCUAUUGGAAGUAGUGGAACAUUUGGUGGAAAUCAAAGAGGCAACUUUAACAGUCCUUCUAUUGGUGGAUCUAGACGGUUCGGACCCGGCGGUAUUGAUGCAAAUCAAAAUUUUCACAAUCAAGAAGGACAGAUUGCUGAAGGCAAUGGACACUAUAGUGGUGGAAUGAAUCAUUUCAAUGAUAAUGAAGGAGGAUUUGGAAAUAAUUUAGGAGGUAAUUUUAGUGGAAAUUUUGGAGGAACCCUAAGUGGAGGAUUUGGAGGUGCACCUAAUAAAGUCCUCGGAGCGCAGGAUAGGCGUGGGUUUGCAUUAUCCACAGGCGGACGUGGCGGAAGCCAACGCUUUGGUAGUAGUGGUGACACUGGCGGCAGAUUUGGCGGCACUACUGCUGGUGCCUAUGGAGGCAUGCAAAAUACGGCGUCGGACGGUCUCUUCAGCAGAAGGAAUAACCAUCCAAAUAACUCUGUAACUAAUUUACACGCACAUGGAGGAUUCCAAAGCGGUUUUGGUGGUGGACGAAGCGGCGAUAACCCAAAUUUUAGAGGCCGUGGUGGAUUUAGACGUGGUGGUGGCGCAAGUAUUGGUCCCGGCGGAGGGGGUGGUUCAAACCAUGAAAGUUUUCCAGCGCCGAGUAAUUACAACAGUAACUUUCCGCCCUUAGGAGUACCAGGAGUUGGUAGGGGUCGUGGAGGGGGUGGACGUGGUGUUCGCGGUGGUGGAAUACAACGCAAUGGCCCUCGACAAAAUAUGAUGCCCAAUCAACGCUUUUAAAUAUAUGUAUUGUCCAACAAAAGAGCAUAAGCGAGUUCACCCAACCGUUAAUCUUGAGUAGACAAAGUGGAGUAUGUAUAUGACAGUUAGAAGAACUAAAUGAAUAGGAAAGGCAUAUAAGAAAGCGUCCAUGGGCGACAACUUUGAUGUGCAAAGUUGAUACUUAGCUCAUGUAAAAUAGAAAUAGAUGCAUACUGAAUCAAACUAUUGUAGUUUUAUAAAUUUAAAAAAUUGAAAAAAUAUAACAAAUUAAUAUAGUUUAUAAGCUACACCGCAGUACGGUGAAAACCAAUGCAUAAAUUAACAAUCACGUAUAAAACUAACAUAUUCUAAAUAUUUAUGAAAUGAAAUAGGAAAAUUACAAGUUACUGACAAUAUUGAAAUUUUAACAUUAAAACUACUGUUCAGUAUAUAAUUUUAAAUCUGAAUCUUCUAAUGACACUUAACGGUAAAUGUACAAAUCUUCACCCUGUGCGCAGAAUUAUGCGUAAAUUAAAUUAUGUAUUACGACUACAUAUACAUAGGAAAUACCUAAAACUUGACCGAUUGUUGAUUUAUUUUCUAUUAAAAAGUAUGUGUGAGAUAUGCCUAAUAAUACUUAAAUUUGUACAUAACCUAACAGUAAUCGAAGCUGGGGAUGUGCGAUUCAGUAAUUAAUCUGAAUGUGCUGAGUGCUAAUGUACGCUUAAAUAUUUAAAUAUAAACAGUGAUCCCUCAUUACAAAGCUGGUAAAUCAAACUUUAUAGUUAAUUAAAAAGGAAUGUCUGAAAUAUAUUUUAAUUUAUUUGAAAGCUUCAUUUUUUCAUAUAUAAUAUAACCAUUUGUUGCAAUAUAAUUGAGGAUUAAUUUCUUUACGAUAAUUUGAUUUGUAUAGUUUCGUUAGUUUAGUCGAUACCAAAAAAAAAAAAACAGAUUAUCAAAUAAACAGUCAAUCUGCGAAUGACAAUGAAGAAAAUAAAUUUAUAAAAAUAGCAAAAACAUAUCAAUUGAUUUCCUAUAUAAAUAGCAUUUUAGUUAUGUAACUACAUAUAAGCACGCAAAUAUCUGCUCCAUGUUGUCCAUGAUAAGCGUGCAAAAAAUAAACACUUUAAUAAAAUAAAUUUAACAACUAAA
Ceratitis capitata (Mediterranean fruit fly) is the source of this 2544-nucleotide messenger RNA. RefSeq names its product glycine-rich RNA-binding protein 3, mitochondrial. Bases 130 to 1431 code for a protein of 433 amino acids. Gene Ontology annotation, cellular component: cytosol. The transcript is spliced from 5 exons. Lineage: Eukaryota; Metazoa; Arthropoda; Insecta; Diptera; Tephritidae. The record is from RefSeq and is a predicted model, not a curated record. Gene Ontology annotation, molecular function: mRNA binding.